UAGCACUUGGCUGUUGAGACGAAAACAGUGACUGCUCAUUCCGGCAGCAGCGGCCAUGUCGACGCCUAACUGUCAGUGAUCACGUGUUCACACUUCGACUUGCUGAAGUUUGAGAAAAGUUUGAGAAGCCUGAAGAUCUGAGAGCGAAGGAGCUGCAGAGAUAAGAGACAUCAUCGAUACACAUAGUCCUUUAUCUGCAAACACACGAUGGAAACCGUUGCCCAGAAAGUGAUGUCUUCGGGGUUCUCUCUAGAUCUGGGACCUUUGAAAGAGCCUUUGGCAUUUAUUCGUUUGCUACAAUGGGUGUUUGCCAUAUUUGCCUUUGCCACGACUGGAGGGUACAGCGGCUCAUCCAGUAUCAACGUCCAGUGCAAAGGGAGUGUCAUUCAAGAAAUAGAGGCAGACUUUAACUACCCAUUCAGGUUGAUGCAGCAUCCGUAUUAUGUCCCUGACUGCAAAAUCAACCAAACUACCACCACUCCGUACUUCCUGACAGGAGACCACACAUCCUCUGCACAGUUUUACGUCUGCAUUGGAGUGUUGGCAUUUCUCUACACCACAGCCACACUCGUCCUCUACUUGGGCUUCCAGCACGUGUAUAGAGAAUCUGGUCGUGGCCCCACUGUGGACCUGUUGGUGACUGCAGCCUUUGCCUUUUUGUGGUUGGCAUCAACUUCUGCUUGGGCUAAAGGCUUGUCCGAUGUGAAGUGGGCCACUAGUCCUAUUAACAUUGUGACCUUAUCUGAUGUUUGCAUUGGUGCUGGAAAUAAAUGUACCCCAGGCGCUACGCCUCACAUGGGCCGACUAAACGCCUCUGUGAUUUUUGGUUUUCUUAACCUAAUCCUGUGGUGUGGCAGCUGCUGGUUCAUUUUCAAGGAAACACCUUUCCACAAAUCAGCCAACCAGCCUGCGGAUGUGGAGGGGGGAGUCAGCCCAUCAUAACUGCACAGCUUACUCAUUUCAAAAUUGUCUAAAAUGUAGGAUUAUUGAAGAACUCAUUUUGGUACUAAUUGAUGAGACAUUAUUUCCAAACAUUUUGUAUUAACUGUCUGUUAAAGGCUUUUUUAAAUAAAACACAUUAAAAAAAACAGUAACUUGAAUUGUCCAAAGAUAAACCAAUAUAGCAAAUUGUAAAAGUCAACAUGUUAUUCUUAGUUUGCUUGUUUUAACAUAAUUAUACCCAGGUUUCCACAGCAAAGGGCCUCUUUUUAAAUGGAGCUGUAGCUGUAAAUUGUGCCGCCUUGUGAUAAAUCCUAAUGUAGCAUCACUUUGCCAAACUUCGAUCCAUAGAUCACUUCUGCCAUAAGCAUUUUUACAAAGAAACUCAGGGCUGUUGAGUGUUUGAAGUACAAAAUAGCUAUUAAUAUUAAAUACUUGAAGUGAAUUUAUUAUUAUAAGUCUGGCCAAAAGCUAGUUUUAGUCCACUCCUAAAAAUCCAGUUGCCAUUAUUAGAUUAUUUCUAAUUGGUGAAAGCAAAUUGUUUGUGUUAUGUUGCAUGCACUUCAUCACCUCACUAAGAAAAUGAAGAAAAUGUCUGUGUUUUAGAAUAAUAUGUUCGAUAUAAAGGAUAUAUCCGUUAAAACAUUAAACAUUAAAUUUGCAUUUACUAAAAUUAUUUUUCAAUCUUUUGCCUCAAUGUUUAUUAUGUUCCAUUUUAUAAAUUACUCAAGCAAAGUCCUAACUUAUUUCAAAGCCAAUGUACCAUAAAGUGAGCAGCGUUAGCUAGCGUUUAGAAACAAUUUAAUAAUCUCUAACAUGUUACAAUUAACAGUUUUUAUUGCUUUUGCUUUCUACCUCCACUAUGUUAUAAGAUGAGCUUUCUUUUGUAUUUCCUAAUUUGAUAUAGCCUAGAUGAGACUGGAGAUGUGUUACUUCAGGGAAAUACUGUGUGGACAUGAAAUGCCAUGCAUCAUUAAAAGUAAGAACUGCA
Messenger RNA from Eleginops maclovinus (Patagonian blennie), 1930 nucleotides. RefSeq names its product synaptophysin-like 2b (gene sypl2b). Lineage: Eukaryota; Metazoa; Chordata; Actinopteri; Perciformes; Eleginopidae. Gene Ontology annotation, cellular component: synaptic vesicle; synaptic vesicle membrane. The record is from RefSeq and is a predicted model, not a curated record. The transcript is spliced from 6 exons. Bases 208 to 942 code for a protein of 244 amino acids.